This is a messenger RNA of Humulus lupulus (European hop), 744 nucleotides long. RefSeq names its product extensin-like. Bases 1 to 744 code for a protein of 247 amino acids. The transcript has 3 exons. NCBI's taxonomy places the organism in Eukaryota, Viridiplantae, Streptophyta, Magnoliopsida, Rosales, Cannabaceae. The record is from RefSeq and is a predicted model, not a curated record.
AUGGCCACCAAAACAAGAGCACAGAGAAGGAAAUCCAAACCAUCAUCUACCCCACCACCAACCAAGAAGAGUACCAAGGUCCCAAGCUCUUCCCCACCACCAGCCAAAAAGAAAUCCACUGACCCAAGCUCUGUACCACCACCAGCCAAACAGAUUCCCUUUGUCCCAAACACUACCCCACUACCAUUGCCUUCCCCGGCCACUGUCAAUGACCCUACCACCAUCACUACCAAACCAGCAACUAAGACAAAACCUACCAUACAAAAAUCCAAAAGGCCAACAAAGCCUGCAUCAGCCGCACCUCCACCCAAGACACAAAAGACCUCCGCUACCACCAAAGCUACACCCCAGCCAAAACCUACUGUUGUACCAACCCCAAGCACCAAGAAAAAUCUGGUCCUUUCAGGUCCCACUAAGAAAUUUGUUUUUGCUCAAGCCAGAGCAAAAUAUGAGUCCAUUAAGACAAAUAAGUUGCUCCCCAAAAAAGGAUUUUUGCCUACCACAAUUGGGAAACUUCCUAUCAAAAACCAAAGCAUGCUAUCAUUCCAUUGUUUUGAGUGCGCUGUCUAUAAUGAUAUGGUAGUGGCCCCUACACUAGACAAUUUUAACAAGGCACUGCAGCUUGUCGCAUCUCCCGGCACUCAAUGGUUUGCAGCAGCAAAGCAGAUUUUGCUGAAGCAUUUUGAGCAGGCUGCUUUUGGACACCUAGGCGCACUUAGAAAUUCAAUGAGUGAGCUAGAAUAG